AUGUCAAACAAAGUAGAACAAUUCAGUAAGAUCGUAUCAAAGAUUGAACGGUUAGAAGAAUCGAUAGAGCGGAUUGCAAGCAAACUGUAUGUGGAUGAGAAAGACAGUAGUGGAGACGGGUCAAGGAUUAGGAAGAGGAAUUGGAAUGGUUCUAAUGGGUCAAAUCAGUCGAAGAAGAGACAGAAGAGAGCAUAUAGACAACUGGAUGUGACAAGUGUGUAUCAAGAAGGGCGAAGUAGCCUGGGACAGAUAAGUUCCUUGGAUAUGUUAGCGAAGGUGGUAUUAUUGCGAGAGGAUGAUGAUCGUACGGAAGAGCAGCAGGAUGACUUUCAAGACAAGGAAUAUAGUGCGGAAUAUGUUAGUGAACUAUUCCCCUCUCCAUUUGCAAACAAUAACGAGCUUCCAUUUGUGCAUCACGGUAGUAUGAACAGGUUUGGAAUUGUAUCUUCUUAUACCCUUCUAUCGCCAAAGGGUUUGGAGUUUCUAAAGUCUAAAUGCUUGAAUUCAGAUGUGGAACUGGGACAGCUUUCAGAAUGGUAUUCCACAGCAUUUCAAUCGAAGAGCAUGGCUAAUUUUGCGAUUCCUGUUAGUCUAAGAGAUUUACCUGCAGGAGAUAUCUUGGAGAAACUCUUAAAGGUUUACGCGAACUCAGGUGCCCCAAUAAUGUCAGUGCUCAGUUGUCAACUGGCAACUGAAAUAUAUGCUAAGUAUGUCUCUCAAGGAAUGAACGACAUGAAAGCAGCUGAAAGCAUGGUACUUAACGUUAUCCUGGCUCUUUCAUGCCUAAUAAUUAGGCAAGGAUUAAUAGAUGAUGAACAAAUUUCAAUUAUAUCUUUGGGUUUGACCCCACAGGAGAUGAAAGUGUACGAAGAUACUUUCAUUUCGAAUGCAUUGUACUUAACUCAUCGUGUCACGGUGAUUCCAGAUGGUUUAUUAUCAAUACAAGCGCUAUUAUGCCUAAUAACCUAUACAUGUCUAUCUGGAGCUAUUCAUGCAUCAUAUCUAUUAAUGUGCAUCAUGGCUAGGUUGUCGCAAGAUAUGGGGCUACACACCGAAUCAUUACUUCAUGGUCUUACUCCGCAACAGAAAUACAAUCGUCGUAGCCUGUGGUGGUUAUGUCGCUACUUUGACUUAAAGUUGUCGGUCACAUUAGGCAAACCUCCAGCGAUUGCUGAUUUUGAUAGUACAACUAAUAUACCAUCGGUGAAUAAGAAAGUAGAUCUGUUGGAAAUGGUUAUUCUAGGCUCUUCUAAAAAGUACAAUAAUUAUGAUGCGGAAUUUGCUGAUAAUAUAUAUCAGACAAUAUUAAAAACCGAUGGGUUCCUUCCUGUGGCUCGCCACUAUAUAUUUCGGUUAUGUGGUAUUACAAGUCGCAUAUAUGAAAGAUUGUGCAAUAAUACUAUUCACCAGACUCAAACAGUCCAGCAUAAGGCAAUUAGGAAAGCCAUUGAUGAAUUAGAAACUUUCAGAUUAUCUUUACCAAAAGAUUUGAAUCCAGGGCAAAAAUUUGUUGGCGAUAUAACAACUGCUCCCCAUGAGCAUAUGUCGACAAAAUCUAUUGCUUGGCUAAUAUAUGAAAUUCAACUGAAUUACCUAGUGAAUAUGAUGUUUGUGCAUAGAAGUUUAUUUAAAGUUGAAACCCGUUUGAAAUCUAAAGGAAAAAUUGAUUAUGAACCAGAGUACAAGAGUAUUGAAUCUGCUAGGGAUAUUUUAAACUGUGUUAUCAACAUGGAUUCCACGUUUGUUACGAUUAUAAUGAGGUCAAAACCAUGGUCGUUUGUAUUGGCCUUUUUUGACAUAUUUUUAUAUUCAAUAACCGCCCAAGAAGACAAAGACAUCAUAGAAUCAGAUGUUAAGCUUUUGUUGCAAUUUCAUAAUAAAAUUUGCGAAGGGUUACUGAUCCAACCAUAUUCUGUUGGAAGCUAUUUUUUUGAUAUAAAAUUGGAGAACGGAUGUGAUGUCCUACAUGUGCGUAAUAUGCUGUUCAUUUUCAAAUGUUUGACUAGCAUUUUAAGAAAUACUCAAGAGGCCAAGACCGGAAGGAAGCUUUUUCCUUCUGGCGAGGACAAGUUGUUGCAGUGUGAUCCUGAGUCACAUGACUUGAAGAAUCUGAUUCCUUCUUCUAACGAUAUUAUGAAUCCAUUCAAUUAUUCCAAUCUUGGAUUUGAAGCACCUUCUGAGGGUUUUGAUUUUUAA
This is a messenger RNA of Eremothecium cymbalariae DBVPG#7215, 2196 nucleotides long. Its product is annotated as fungal specific transcription factor domain-containing protein. Gene Ontology annotation, biological process: DNA-templated transcription. Gene Ontology annotation, molecular function: zinc ion binding; DNA binding. The transcript has a single exon. NCBI's taxonomy places the organism in Eukaryota, Fungi, Ascomycota, Saccharomycetes, Saccharomycetales, Saccharomycetaceae. The record is from RefSeq and is a predicted model, not a curated record. The coding region runs from base 1 to 2196 and encodes 731 amino acids.